Messenger RNA from Xenopus laevis (African clawed frog), 2363 nucleotides. RefSeq names its product sorting nexin family member 30 S homeolog (gene snx30.S). NCBI's taxonomy places the organism in Eukaryota, Metazoa, Chordata, Amphibia, Anura, Pipidae. Gene Ontology annotation, biological process: endocytic recycling; autophagy of mitochondrion; piecemeal microautophagy of the nucleus. The record is from RefSeq and is marked provisional. Gene Ontology annotation, cellular component: phagophore assembly site; cytoplasm; early endosome. Gene Ontology annotation, molecular function: phosphatidylinositol binding.
GCGGCUGAUUUCAGGUGGUAGUGCCACUGUACAUCUCCCCGACAUUGACAUAUUUAUCCUCUACUACUCCUGCGCCUUCAUAAACCGCACAAGAGCAUUUUAGAAUCCUGGCUGUAUGGCUUUGGCUUAUUAAGAACUGGCUCUUCUCGCCUACAGUUUUUGUACCUCCCAGCACUCAGAAUGUCAGGCUCCAGUUCUCCUAAAUGUACUCCCAAAUCUUUACCUACUUCUGGGCAGAAGUCUCUACAUGACAUCAAGCACCCUCUGAGCUGUUCCCCUGGGGCAGAGGAUGAUGCAGCAGCAGCAGCAGGUGAAAAUGGAGCAGUUAUUAUUGAUUCUCCAAGCCCGGAUCUACCCCAUACUGAGCCCAGCAGCAUAGCAGAUAAGGACCUGAGUUUGCCCAAUGGUACUCCAGCAGACACAUCCAGCCCAGCAUCCUCAUCGUCACUUCUCAACAGACUGCAGUUGGAUGAUGACUUGGAUGGUGAGACAAGGGACCUUUUUGUUACAGUUGAUGACCCAAAGAAACACGUGUGCACUAUGGAAACCUACAUAACCUACAGUGUGUCAACAAAGACUACGCGGACAGAAUUUGAUCUGCCAGAGUAUUCUGUACGCCGACGGUACCAAGACUUUGAUUGGCUAAGGAAUAAACUUGAAGAAACCCAACCCACCCACUUCAUUCCCCCACUUCCUGAGAAAUUUGUGGUGAAAGGAGUUGUUGACCGCUUUUCUGAAGAGUUUGUGGAGACCAGGAGAAAAGCUUUGGACAAAUUUCUUAAGAGGAUUGCGGAUCAUCCAGUCUUGUCCUUUAAUGAACAUUUUAAUGUGUUUCUAACAGCCAAGGACCUGAACAGCCACAAAAAACAGGGUGUUACUCUGCUUUCAAAAAUGGGAGAGUCUGUGCGAUAUGUGACAAGUGGUUACAAACUCCGGAACCGUCCUGCGGAAUUUGCCACCGUAACAGAUUACUUGGACACAUUUGCACUGAAGCUUGGCACAAUUGACAGAAUAGCACAACGCAUUAUCAAAGAGGAAGUGGAAUACUUAAUGGAGCUUCGAGAGUAUGGACCUGUAUACUCCACGUGGAGUGGGUUGGAAAAGGAGUUAAAUGAGCCUCUGGAGGGAGUGUCAGCCUGUGUUGGAAACUGCUGCACGGCACUGGAAGAGCUAACAGAAGACAUGUCAGAGGACUUUAUGCCUGUGAUCAGAGAAUAUAUUCUAUACUCUGAAUCUAUGAAGACAGUUUUAAAGAAAAGGGAUCAAGUACAAGCAGAGUAUGAGGCCAAAUCAGAGGCUGCUGCCUUGAAAAGAGAAGAGCGAUCUACGGUGCCAACGGAUGUAGAGAAGUGCCAGGAUAAGGUAGAAUGUUUUAAUGCAGAUCUGAAAGCGGACAUGGACCGGUGGCAGAAUAACAAGAGGCAAGACUUCCGGCAGCUGCUUAUGGGAGUGGCUGACAAAAACAUCCAGUACUAUGAAAAGUGCCUUACAGCCUGGGAGUCCAUUAUACCACUGCUACAAGACAAACAGGAACCAAAGUAAGCAUUCCUUAAAUGAAAGGACACUGCACCAUGUUGUGAGUUUGCUAGGGCUGACACCAGCUGUAGAACUUACAAACCCAAUGACUGUAGACUGCAUUGAUCUUUUUAACACGGUGCAUUCUAUGAAACCCACAGAUUUCCUAUUUUGUUUCUACACUCUGAGGUUUUUUUCUUUUGUUUGCCUCUUGUAAAGGCACCAAGGACUCACAAAUUGGUUUGGUCUUCAGCUCCACCAGCAACAACAUUUCUUGUGAUCUGUAAAAAAAGAGCCUUCACUUUAUAUGACAAACAUGCAUACCAUCUGAAGUUUCAUAACACUAAACUCACAUCAACUAUUGUGAAGAACCUGUUGAGUGCAAUUAAAACAUGUCAUUAUGAUGCCAUAUUACUCUGAGUGGAUUUCCAGAAAGACCCGUUUUUUUUAUACGGUUUAUCUCCACUAUCUGUGGCCAACUUUUUUCCUGUGUACAUCUGACUAGGGAUCCAAUUUUUUAUGUGCGCGUGUGUGCAGUCCAAAUUUUACCUCUGAAUGUUUAUAGGAGCGUCUGGUCAGCAUGAACUUUAUUGGUAAACGUGGCAUGAAGUAAUCCCUGUUUGAUGUUCUUUUUGCCAUCCCCAAAAUUGGAAUGCAGUCUGUUGUACCUCUGCACAUGGAGCCAGGUCUUGGGUAUUAUUUUUGUUUACACUGGGGCCUUAUAUGAAGUCUAUCAAAGGGAACAUCAGUCAGAGACAUUUUUGGGGGUUUUCUUGAAAAUAAGUUCCAAAAGGAAAUUUAAAAUACAUGUUUAUGAUUUUUUUUUUUAAAUAAAAAUAAUUUAAAAA